ACUACAUCUGUCGCUCAGUUAUGACGUUCUUUUCCGGUGUUUUCCAGCAUGGUGACCUCCAUGGGGCGUAAAUACAGCCGGUACUGUUUGCGCUCUUAAUGGAGUAAGUGAGAUAUGAAAGUGUUUCGUGUUAUAUCGUGGAUCUAUUUUUGAAGUCGCAGAGACUCAUCCAGGACUUCAAUCACAUUUUAAUUCAACGGAUGAGAUCACAGUUCCGUUUAAUUUAUAAUUUAAGGUCAUAAUCCGACGUGAUGGCUGUGCAAACGCCGUUAUCUGGACUUCUGUUUAUGCGCAGACUGUUGAGGAUCAGCUCAUCCACUCACAGACAUGUCAGUAACAGGGACAUACAGGGAAAACUACACAAACACAGGAGGGUGAUCAGAACUUUUUCUACUGCUUCCUUGAAAUGCAAAGAGAAUGAGGGAGACAACGCAGACUCUUCUUCACCCCGGAGCACCGAGCUGACCCCCAGUCAAGCUCUGAUGUUCAGGAAGAGGCGACCCCUGUCCCCCCUGGAGAGGAUCAGUGGCAUGCUGCCCCAGGACACCCUGAGUCCUGAGGUGUUGCAGCUCAGGGAGCAGAGCAGACAAGACCCUGAAGAUGGGACAAGUAUCCAGGAAUCAGUUACACAAGAAGACACUGGACAUGAGUUUAUCUCAGGUCCAGAAUCCCAUCAUGCAUCAGAUGAAGCUGAGGAGCCAAACAUUUCUGAAAGUCAUUCAAACCCAGCAUUUGAUGGGGGUGAAAGUUGUCUUUCGGCCUCUCUUCCAGGGGAGAACUUGAUUGCAUUUGGGGAGCUGCUUGUGGCGGAGUAUCGAAGGCAGGGGCAGGUGGAGUUCAGGAAGAUGUUCCAGCUGCAGACAGGCACACGGCUGCAGAGCGCCUGGGGGGUCAUCAUGCACAAUGACAUAGCCGGACAGCCUGCAGGUUGCUCCUUGAAAACAAACAGGGGGGUGUCACUCUUCAUACGUCGAGCAAGUCUAGACGAUUAUGUGCUGUUCAUGAAGAGGGCGCCGGUCAUCACAUACCCCAAGGAUGCCGUUACGAUGCUCAUGAUGAUGGAUGUGAGUGAGGGAGACUGCGUGCUGGAGUCGGGCUCAGGGUCCGGGGCCAUGUCUCUGUUCCUGUCCAGAGCAGUCGGCUCCAAGGGUCGCGUGCUGAGUGUGGAGGUCAGAGAUGACCACCAAAAAAGAGCCAUACUGAACUACAAUCGCUGGAGGACAGCGUGGAGUCUGCGGCGAGGGGAGGAGUGGCCUGACAACGUCCAGUUUCUGAGCGCUGACCUCAGCACGGCGUCCUCGCUCCUCGCUGGUCAGGGAUUCCACUCGGUUGCUCUCGACAUGAGCAACCCUCAGCUGGUUUUACCCACCGUGAUUCCACAUCUGCACUCUGGAGCCGUUUGUGCUGUCUACCUCGCCAAUAUAACACAGGUCACCGACAUGCUGGAAGGGCUUCGAUGUUUGAAGCUCCCUGUGCUGUAUGAAUCUACCAUCGAGGUUCCCAUCAGGGAUUGGUUGGUGGCUCCAGCCCGCCAGAAAGACGGGAGCUACUGCACGAGGAAGGCCCCGAUUCAGACUGAAAACCACAUGGAGGAGGACGAGGAGACAUCACAGGACACAGACAGAGAAGAGACCACCACAGAGGAACAGCCGGCCUUCGGGAGUGUUCCUUACAUCGCCAGACCUCACCCUUUACAAAAGAGCCACACAGCUUUCCUGGUGAAACUGAGGAAAUAUGUGCAGUAGCUGUGCUGCCUUUUAAGAACCACAGAGGAAAAUAAAUGUUUGAUUUCAACAACAA
This is a messenger RNA of Labrus mixtus (cuckoo wrasse), 1800 nucleotides long. It is a transcript of the gene trmt61b, whose product is annotated as tRNA methyltransferase 61B. The coding region runs from base 252 to 1745 and encodes 497 amino acids. NCBI's taxonomy places the organism in Eukaryota, Metazoa, Chordata, Actinopteri, Labriformes, Labridae. Gene Ontology annotation, cellular component: tRNA (m1A) methyltransferase complex. The record is from RefSeq and is a predicted model, not a curated record. Gene Ontology annotation, biological process: tRNA methylation. The transcript has 7 exons.